Molecule: messenger RNA, 2991 nt
Organism: Gracilinanus agilis (Agile Gracile Mouse Opossum)
Lineage: Eukaryota; Metazoa; Chordata; Mammalia; Didelphimorphia; Didelphidae
Gene: SCLY
Product: selenocysteine lyase
Exons: 12
Coding region: 41-1396 (451 amino acids)
Source: RefSeq, a predicted model, not a curated record
GAGGGGCUUCUUCCCCUGAGGCGCGAGUGAGCUACUAGGCAUGGAAGAGGCGGCGGCGGCAGCGACUGUGAGAACGAGCUCGGGGAGCCCUCCUGUCCCCCGGGAAAGCGGCGGCGACAAGACCCAGCCCCAUGAAAGAAAGGUUUACAUGGAUUAUAACGCCACGACGCCUCUGGAGCCAGAGGUCAUCCAGGCCAUGACGGAGGCCAUGCGGGAAGCCUGGGGGAAUCCCAGCAGCCCUUACCUGGCAGGUAGAAAGGCCAAAGAGAUCAUCAACGCGGCCAGGGAGAACUUGGCCAAGAUGGUGGGCGGGAAGCCCCAGGACCUCAUCUUCACUUCGGGGGGCACAGAGGCGAACAACCUGGUGAUCCACUCCUCCGUGAAGCUGUUCCAGGAGAGCCAGCGGGGACGACAGGACGGGCCGGCCGAGCAGCCACUAAGCCUGGGCCGCGGGGCCAAGCCGCACAUCGUCACGUGCUCGGUGGAGCACGACUCCAUUCGCCUGCCCCUGGAGCACCUGGUGAAGGAGCGCGCGGCAGAAGUCACCUUUGUGCCCGUCUCGAAGCUGAACGGUCAAGCGGAAGCGGAUGACAUCCUGGCUGCCAUCCGGCCCUCCACCUGCCUCGUGACCGUCAUGCUGGCCAACAACGAGACGGGCGUCAUUAUGCCCGUCUCAGACAUCUGCCGCCGAAUCAAAGCCCUGAACCAGAGCCGGGCAGCCUCAGGGCUGCCGGGCAUCCGUGUGCACACCGAUGCAGCCCAGGCUUUGGGCAAGAGGCGAGUGGAUGUGCAGGAGCUGGGGGUGGAUUACCUCACCAUCGUGGGCCACAAGUUCUACGGUCCCCGGAUCGGAGCGCUGUAUGUGCGAGGCCUGGGAGUCGUCACCCCUCUGCGCCCCAUGCUGUUUGGAGGUGGGCAGGAGUGGAGCUUCAGACCAGGGACGGAGAACACUCCCAUGAUUGCUGGGCUUGGAAAGGCAGCCGAGCUGGUGAAUCAGAACUGCGCGGCGUAUGAAGCCCACAUGAAGAAGAUGCGGGACUACCUGGAGGAGCGGCUGCAGGCCGUGUUUGAGAAGAGAAUCCACCUGAACAGUCACUUCGAGGGCUCCGAUCGGCUCUCCAACACGUGCAACUUUUCCAUCUCCGGCCCACACCUGCAAGGCCGGGUGGUGCUGGCUCGCUGCGGGACGCUCCUGGCCAGCGUGGGUGCGGCUUGUCACUCGGACCAGGGCGACCUGCCGUCGCCCAUCCUGCUGAGCUGCGGCAUCCCCCUGGAGGUGGCCCGCAAUGCCAUCCGGCUCAGCGUGGGCCGGACCACCACCCGGAAAGACGUGGACCUGGCCGUGGAGGACCUGAGGCAGGCGGUCACCCAGCUGGAGAAGGGCUCGGCCUCCUAGAGCCCCGCGCUGCCUCCCUCCUCCCUGCCUUUGGAGGAGAAGGGCAGCGCCUGCUCCACUCAGACUAACCCCCAGUCAGAAUAGAGGAUCCAUAGCUCUGGACCCAGCUGUGAAGCUGCUGGUUCUGUGGCUGCCUGGGGGGAGGGGUCAGGGUGGAGCCUGAAGAGCGCCCUCCCCCUUCGAGGAGCCACGCCCACCGCCUCCCCCCUGCAGCCUUUCAGAAAGAGAAAAUCCAGGCUUUCGCAAAUCCAGGCUUUCGCACCCAGUGCCGGGCAUGGGUUUGAGGAGGGAUAUUUCCCCAAUUUGGAGUCCCAUCAAUUCCCAGCUUGGAAUGAAACGCAGGUCCAGCUCCGGGAGGCCCAGCCUAAUAUUAGGCCGAGCCCGAUGGGAAGCGCCUUCGUUCCGUGUCUUCAGGGCCAGGGAUGCCAUUUCUCAUAGGAAGCCUUCGGGCUCAGGAUUCAGCAUUGAAGCCUUUGGCGCUCUACAAGGAAAAGCAGCUUCGUCUGUGCCGUGGAGCCGCCACGAGUGCCAAAGACUGCCCUUUCCCCUUCCUGUCCGGCCACCCCCAGUCAGCCUCCCCCUCCCCCCACUUCCUCUUCUUCUGUUCUUGGGAACCUCAUUGCUGGUGCUGGGGGCACUGAGGAAAGGAGCACCCAACUGCCUCCUCCUGGCGCCAUGGCUCUGCGGCCUGCUGUGGCCCAGCCUGGUGCCCCGAGGCCCUGGAGAGAGUGUUCUGUGCGGUGCCAGGAGUCCCGGCCUCUCACUAGCGUUUGUGACCGCUGGAGGGGAUCUUGGGGGAGGGAGGGCUACAUCCCAUCUGACAUAGGAGAACUCCAUCACGCAGCUCCUCACAAGAUGUCACUUCUGAAGAGCAGGAACCCACUGGAGGGGGCCGCUGUGUGGGUCCUCCAGCAGGCUCUGGUUCAUCCCUGACUCCAGUGUCCGUAGGAGGAUGCAGAGGGAGCUACCCCCGGAAGAUGAGCCCAGGGAUUCCCAGGAAGGGGUCCUUUCCUGGGCCUGCUGGGCUUUCUGCCAGCGUUCCCAGCCUCUAGGCAGCUUUUGAUCCAAGUGAACCUCUAGGAAGCUUCUCUUUGAGCCCAGGAAGAAAAAACAAAAAAACAGGCAUUUUACUGUCACUUGGAGAGCACCAGCUGCUCCCUAACUUGCCACUUCUGCCAGGUAAGCCCCUGUUAUUGCCACGUGGUUCAAGGAAUCACUCCCCACCCACAAUUCCAAGGAACCUCUCCCCACCCGCACCAGUGGAGGCCAAGGGCCAGGAGGAUCACCCAAGGAAGCUGGCGUGGACUCUUCUUGCUUCUUGUGAGGGCAGCGGGGCUUGGCAGAGCCAGGCCUGGCAUCCUCACCCAUGCUUGACCUCAGCCUUUGGCCUGGGCUCUUCCAUAGGAUCUUCCUUCAGAUUGUAUACCGAGGGAAGAGCUGAUCUAAAGGUCUGGGGAUGCCGCUUUGACCUGUGUUAUGGGUGAGGGAUCUACAUUGAACCAUUUCCAACACAUCCUUACUGAAUCUCCCAAGCGGGCCACCUUGGCUCAGCACUGCUUGGUGAUUUCUCCAUUAAUAAAAUACACUUCUGCGAA